This is a messenger RNA of Thunnus maccoyii (southern bluefin tuna), 2286 nucleotides long. RefSeq names its product FEZ family zinc finger 2 (gene fezf2). Lineage: Eukaryota; Metazoa; Chordata; Actinopteri; Scombriformes; Scombridae. Bases 386 to 1660 code for a protein of 424 amino acids. The record is from RefSeq and is a predicted model, not a curated record. The transcript is spliced from 5 exons. Gene Ontology annotation, cellular component: nucleus.
UCAGUUUUUUCGGGGGAACUGCUUUCAUAUUUAUGUCUCGGAUGACAUAUGGUAGCCUAUAUAACCGUGCCACCCCCCUCUAUAGUUAGUGUGAGGGCGUGCAGGUUGAUGAGGGCGUCUCCCUGUCACCCAGUUAAGAGUUUGGGUGCCCGCUGAUGUCAGGAGACAGUGAUCCGCGCUGAGGAGGGGCGGGCGCUGCCAACAUGUGACAGAGAGCAGUCGGCUUGUUUCUUUACACCCAUCUGACCAUUCAAGAGCUCAGGAGAGUGAAAAGACGCGGGGCAGCUGGAGGAGCGGGUCGGACUAUAACCCGGGAGUUGCUCACACCAAGUUCUGCUUUUGCUGUAAAGAAAACAACAACAACAACAACAACAACACCAACAAAAUGGCAAGUUCUGCCUCUCUUGAGACUGUGAUGUCUUGCGGUAGGACCGGACCGUCCGCGGCUCCCAAGACCCUGGCCUUCUCCAUAGACCGGAUCAUGUCCAAGAGCUCGGAACCGAAGGGGAGCUCGGAGGAGCGGUCAGAGGGGAAGAAGCUGCUGGGGCUGUGCUCCCCGAUCCCCUGCAUGAUUCCACUGCAGCCCUUCAGCUACGACCUCCAAGCCAAGGCGCUGAUGAACUACUCGGAGCUGUGGAGAGCCAGUUUCAGGGGGACUUUUUGCGGAUCCGCAGCCGCGCCAUGUAAAGGGAACUGCGGCGUGUGCGGCAAAGCGGAGCCGGGACUGAAGCAGCCGCUGCUGACGCCGGGCAGCAGGGUGGUGAAACCGCAGGUGAUCCACCAGGCCUUGGCCGUGCCCAGCAGCGGCUCACUCUACUAUCUCAACUAUCUGGACACUGCGUACCAACAAUCGGAGCUGCUAGCCGGACACUGGUUCUCCAGCCCGCAGGCCCAGGCCUCUCUGUCGGCGCACCACAGACUCUUGCUGCUGGAGAACGCCAAGCUGGCCGGGGUUGGGACAGAGAAACUGCCAACACCUCAGUACCCACACAAAGAACAUCUGCCGGGGCAGCUGGACCAGAUAGUGAAGGACAACCACGGCCUGAGCGCAGAGAAGAACGGCGUCAAGACGCACAGCAAACUCGGCAGCGGCGCGGCAGACGGAAAACCUAAAAACUUCACGUGUGAAGUGUGUGGAAAGGUUUUUAACGCCCAUUACAAUCUGACCAGACACAUGCCGGUGCACACCGGGGCCCGGCCCUUCGUGUGUAAAGUGUGCGGGAAAGGGUUCCGUCAGGCCAGCACGCUGUGCAGACACAAGAUCAUCCACACGCAGGAAAAGCCUCAUAAAUGCAACCAGUGUGGUAAAGCGUUUAACAGAAGCUCCACGCUCAACACUCACGUACGGAUCCACGCCGGAUACAAACCUUUCGUCUGUGAGUUCUGCGGGAAAGGCUUCCACCAGAAAGGAAACUACAAGAACCACAAGCUGACACACAGCGGGGAGAAGCAGUACAAAUGCUCCAUCUGCAACAAGGCCUUCCACCAGAUCUACAACCUGACCUUCCACAUGCAUACGCACAACGACAAGAAGCCCUUCACCUGCGCCACAUGCGGCAAAGGCUUCUGCCGCAACUUCGACCUGAAGAAACACAUCAGGAAGCUGCACGACAACAGCUUCUCCUCGGCCACAGAGGCCUCCAGAGAGCUGCAGAGCUGAGCCGCGCUGCCGUUCCCCUCCUUUCAUUACUCCACCUCAGACUGUGAGAGGCCUCAAAAAAAGACUGCUCCUGCAUUUGUAGCCAUGCUGAAGAGUUUUCCUUCAGUUAGGAAUAAAGAACAGGCCAGAACAACAUCAUACACUUAACACUUGGUCCCAUACUGUAGGAACAUUAUAGGGAUUUCUCUGUCCAGUUAGAACUUCUUCCUGAGUGGCCGUUACAAGCAUCACACAGGGAGAACUGAUCUGUCUCCAUGAUGGAACUGUAAAUAAUAGGUUAUGGAAAUAAAAAAAAAAAUGUUAUUUAAAAUGUGAAUUGUCUGGGGAGCACCUUCGUAUGUUGUGCAUUUCACAGAAAAAAUGUUAAUGUGAAUAAAUAAGUUAUAACUUAUAAUGAAAACUGAAUGUUUGAGCCAUGUUGUUUCCAUUUUUUUGAAGGCAUUUGAAAAUAAAACUGAAGGAUAUGAUGAAAGUUGUUUUUGGAGUAAGUUUAUUUGUAUUUGUCUAUGUGUGUGGUUUAGUUGACUGCUGUGGUCCUGAGGUGCAGAACACUCUAAACAAAUCAACAAAUAACACUUGGCUGAAAAAGAAAAAAUGCAAUUUAAAUGAAAUAAAAAGGAAAGUGC